CGCGAUAUCAUAUUCAACCGGGGGGACUCAACGCCGUUCAUCCCUGAAUCAUGUCUCUAGGCUUGAUCAUCCGUUGACCGCGCUCCCGAAACUAUUUCUUUGAGAGUCACAUCUGGGACUUCUCCCACCAGCACAUCUCCACGGCACUCUCGCUUCCCGUCCCCGCCAGACAAAUCACCAUGGCGGCCGACAAACCCCUCCUUAAAAUCCUCAUGCUGCACGGCUUCACCCAGUCCGGCCCUCUCUUUCGUGCCAAAACCCGUGCCCUUGAGAAACACCUCCAGAAAUCCUUCCCGCUGCACACCCUCGUCCUCUCCUACCCCUCCGGCCCCGUCCGCCUCGACCCCUCCGACAUACCUAAUUUCCGCCCCUCAGCGCCAGAAUCAGACGACCAGCCUUCGCAGGAACUGUGCGCCUGGUGGCGUCGCGCAGAUGGGAUCGAUCCGCCGGAAUAUCUCCGGUUCGACGUGGGCCUGACGGCCGUUGCGCAGACGCUGAGAUCGGAGGGUCCCUUUGACGGGGUGAUUGGAUUCUCUCAGGGCGCUGCGUUCGCGGGGAUGUUGGCCGGUUUGCUGGAGGAUGGGAGGAAGGAGGCCUUUGAGUAUUUUUCAAAGCCGGAGAAUAAUAGUUCGCCGGUGACUCGUGCGUCCGGGUCGUUUGCUCAGCCCACUGUUGCUGCUGCUGCCGCGGCGAAUUCGCAGCAGCAGCUGGCGAUGGGUUCCGUCUCCGGCGUGGAAUUCCCCGCGGCGUUCUGGAACUUGGAUCACCCGCCGCUGAAGUUUGCUAUUUGUUAUUCCGGAUUUCGAGCGCCUGGGGCGCGGUAUCGGGCUUUCUAUGAGCGACCUGCGAUUCGGACGCCUAUCUUGCAUGUCCUUGGCAGUCUAGACGCUAUUGUUGAUGAGAGUCGCAGUCGAUUCCUGAUUGACUCGUGUGCGGGCGAUCCGGAGAAAGAAGGGAGAGUUGUUUGGCAUCCUGGUGGUCACUUUUUGCCAUGCCAAAGGCCGUAUCUGGAUGCGGCGGUGAAGUUUAUCAGGGAAUGUCUGGAGACGGGCAAGGGGAAAGGAGAGAGUGGGACAAGUAGCGGCGUUGCCUGCUCCGCGGAUGUUAAGGGCUUAAGGGGAAAUAUUUAGUCGGCAAACUAAGCAAUUGGUUGGGAUGAGGCUUAGUUACACCUAUAGACCUAUAGAUCUAUACCUAGAGAAGACUUUGUAUGUCCUUAGAGGAUAAUCGC
Coccidioides posadasii C735 delta SOWgp is the source of this 1231-nucleotide messenger RNA. RefSeq lists its product as uncharacterized. Gene Ontology annotation, molecular function: hydrolase activity. NCBI's taxonomy places the organism in Eukaryota, Fungi, Ascomycota, Eurotiomycetes, Onygenales, Onygenaceae. The record is from RefSeq and is a predicted model, not a curated record. Gene Ontology annotation, cellular component: cytoplasm; nucleus. Gene Ontology annotation, biological process: secondary metabolic process.